UUUUAGGUACAGAUUUUCUAAACUCUUUGCUGAAACAGCAAUUGACUGACCGUUGCUAUUUCAACGUCUUGUCAUUCAUUCAUCAGUCACCUAUCAGUUUUGUCGACAUCUCUUAACAUAUACAUAUAAUGUUAUAAAAUUUCAAGUUGUAUAUAAAAUUUCUGAGUUUUUCCUUUCGGGUUCAAAUGUUGCCGGUUCUGUUCCUGGUUGCGACAUAUUUGUGCCAGAAUGCUGCACCGUACCAACAAUACGAGGAUCCUGAAGAUGGUGACGGCAGCGAUGAUGACUUCGACGAUCAUUAUGAAGAGGAAGCUGUCAUCCCGGCAACAGCAGGAGACCUCAAGUCGUACGACAUUGAUUUCUCCAAAAUGAGGCGGUACAACACCCCCCCGCGUACACUAAGUCCUCAAGAAAUAAAAGAUGUCAAAGGUGCUUUGAAACAGAUACUCGCUGAUCGAGAAAUAGACAAUCAAUUAACAUUAAUACAUACUGACACUACAGUCAUUAGUCGAUAUACAGAAACAGAACGCCCAGAUACUGUUACUGAAGAUCAAUACACUGGGUUAACAAAACUCCAAGUCAUAGACGAGAAAAUAUAUGAUGACUUGAUAGACGAACUUAUAAACAACGUCAAAAGAGACAUUGCAACCGAUAAACAGACAAUUCUUGAUGUUACUACAUUAAUAGAUGAAAAUGGUUUAGAAUUUACUCUGCCUAGUCGAUCAUCCUGGGUUCCAUUGACAAGAACUCCAUCUUUAGAUGAAGUGCAUAGACAAGAGACAGAUGAAACUAACAGUAUGCCGCGUCAAACUGAUGUACCUGUUACAUCUCCUCUGGUAACUGAUAUAUCGUUUGCAACAGAUGUAACAACUGAAACUGUUAAUUUGCCUGACGAUAUUGCAUCAUCUAAAGCUAAUACGUUGCCUGAAGUAAAGUUAGAAACUAGUGCAUCCAUAACUGACGCGUCAUUUACUACAUUUAUAGUUGACAAUUCUAAAUCAGAAAAUUAUGAUGAAACAACAACCCAGAUGAACAUAUAUGCAAGAGUACAAGCAACAACUGAUAGAUCAACGAAUUGUACAUCAACCGGAUCGGCAUUGGACGUACCGGCUCUUCUAGAUAUUAUAUCGAAUUUAACGUAUGAUUACGAGUCAAAUUUGACGCGAAUGUUCAAUGAGACGUUAAGGAAGUACAAUAUACCGACGUGCAAGACUCCGACAGAGGUUGAGGAGACUACAACGUUCCCUACAGAAGACGAUUUCCAGAAUGCAACAGUUGUAGCCAAGUGCUUCGUUUGCGGACUGGAUGUGACUGCUGUUCCCCAGAAUGCGUACUGCGCAGAUGCAUUCGCCGGGGACUUCCUGCCACUGGUGCCAGUGGACCCUCGGGCGAGAGGCCAUAUCGCCAGAUAUAGGAAAUAUUGUCGAUAUUUGGACGUGAAUAAAUACAUAACGACAGACCUGGAGCCCCGCUCGGUGUUCGGGCGAUUCACCGGCGGCUGCUCCGUCCGGUGGGUGGACCUCAGCGGGAUCUACACGCAGCGCACCUGCCGCAACAGACAGCACGCCGUCAUGGGGAAACACUACGGCAGCAAGCGGAUGGCAAAGCUGGAAAUGGCGUUAAAGGACGUAGACAAUGGAUGCCUAAUUAGUCCAAUGGCUUCCCUGGUACCAUUUUCAAGAGGCGUAUCUUUGUACGCACGUUUCCAUGCCUGCGUUUGUACGGGGAAUUGGUGUAACAGUGCGAUUAGUAAGCAGCCGUGGAUGGUGACUAUAUUCGUACUCUCAUAUACGGUUUUAAUCACAGAGUAAAUUAUCAUUAUCACAAAACGUAGUGAUUACUUGCUCAUUGGUUGACGUCUUACGAGAAAGCUAAAUUAAAUUAAUCUGUGCAGACAUUAGUAGCGUUGAAAUGCUAUUAGAAAAAAAGUGGUUAGCACAGAUUCAUAAAAAUAAUAUUGUGUCUAUUCACUAGCAGAAAAAAUAAACAUAUAUUUUUUUAAUAUUUUGAUUUUAAGAACACGC
Achroia grisella is the source of this 2024-nucleotide messenger RNA. RefSeq lists its product as uncharacterized. Lineage: Eukaryota; Metazoa; Arthropoda; Insecta; Lepidoptera; Pyralidae. The record is from RefSeq and is a predicted model, not a curated record. The transcript is spliced from 6 exons. The coding region runs from base 186 to 1811 and encodes 541 amino acids.